This is a messenger RNA of Dentiscutata erythropus, 192 nucleotides long. The record is from the annotation of a GenBank genome assembly. Lineage: Eukaryota; Fungi; Glomeromycota; Glomeromycetes; Diversisporales; Gigasporaceae.
AUGACAUCAACUAUUGCAAGUAACAGAAGAGCAUCUCGACGCUUUAAUAAAAUGUCUGAUAUUCUAACUCAAAUAUUCUCAGGGGGCAAACAUGAGAAUGAAAGGGAAGAACGAUUUGUUCAAACAUUUUCAUGUACAACAAUGUUUCCAAUACUCAAAAUUUUACCAAAACAACCAGCUUUAAUUAACUGA